GUUUACAACACACCAUGGAUAUAGACAUAAACGAGAUCAUCAAGCCAGUUUCUGGAUACAUAAGUAGACCAUCCCAUGAACCUAUCCUUGAACCAUACAACUAUUUAGCGGAAAUCCCAGGAAAUAAUCAGAAUGUGAGAACAAAAUUCAUCAAUGCGUUCAAUGAAUUAUAUUACAAGAUUGACAAUAGGCUGUUGCUUGAUGCGAUUGGUGAGAUAAUUUCCAUUUUUCACAACUCGUCGUUGUUGAUUGAUGACAUUGAGGAUUCGUCAUUGUAUAGACGAGGAUUACCGGCUGCCCAUACGAAAUUUGGCAUUCCAUUAACAAUCAACUGCGGUAAUUUAAUGUACUUUAUCGCGUUACAAAAGGCCCAGCAUGAUUUACCACUUAAGUAUUUCACAGGUGUAGCAGAUAGUGAGGAAGUGGAUAAGUAUAAAUUUGAAACUCUGCAGAUCUUGAUUGAUGAAAUGUUAAAUUUGCAUCAUGGACAAGGAUUGGAUAUUUAUUGGCGAGACUAUUUGAUUAAGCUUGAAAAGUUACCAGACAUUGAAGAUUAUUUACAAAUGGUUAAAGACAAGACUGGAGGAUUGUUUAGAUUGUCGAUUAAAUUACUCACAUUGUAUUCUAACGCAAGUUUAGGCUUUGAUUUGAUUCCUGUUGCUAAUCUACUUGGAAUUAUAUACCAGCUCAGAGAUGAUUACUUGAAUUUAGUAGACGACAAAUAUUCAGCCAUGAAGGGCAUAGCCGGUGAGGAUUUAAUCGAAGGGAAGUUGUCUUUACCGAUUUUACAUUGUUUAAGAACUAGCAACGAAUCGAAUCCUGUUUAUAAACUACUACACACUUAUACCACUAGUGAAGAAAGAAAGAACCAACCGGAGUUAGUUGAGCAAAGCAUACGGUAUAUGAUCACCGAGUCCAAAUCUUUAGAAUAUACUCUUGAACUAAUUCAUGAUUUGGAAACCAAGGUGAAAGACUUGAUUUUACUGGAGGCACCGGAUUCUGAAAAGUCGUUAUUAUUUCAAAUCAUCAAUCAUUUAUGUGAUAUUUAAACUAGUGGUAUUCCUUGGAGUUUAGACUUGUCAUCACCAGCAUUCCACGAUUCCAAGAAUAAAUCAAGGUCACUAACAAAUGGUUUGGCAAGGCAUGCGUUGUAAUUGGAAGAGCUGUAAUGGUCAUCUGUAAUGGCAAACCGUUGCACUUCAUGUUCAAUGUUCUUGGCGACCAAAUUAUGGUGUAACGAAACAUCAAUAGUGUUUAAUUCGGGAUUUUUAUUAGAUAUAUUUGAUUUUAUGAGUUUAAUUAGUUCAGGGUAGGUGUAAUCUAAUCGUACUUUUUGUUGAAAUGUAGUAGGUACUGUGUCUGUAAGUUUUGGUGGGAUAAUAGAGUUGACAUUCUUUGGUUGUUCCAUAGUUUUAGAUACGAGAGAUUUGUAUCCUGGUCUCUUGGGUAUGACCAAAUUCAAGAUCUUCCUUGGACUAGCUUUCUUUUUGGGUUUGGUUAAGGGUUUUGGCAAGGUAAUCUCAUCACUUGGUUCAGCUUUCACUCGUCUAGUAGAAGAUCGAGUUUUCCGAGGAAUAAUAGCAUCACUGGGUUCUCGUUUGACAAGUAUACGUUUGCGUCCCUUGGCUCUUCUCGGAGGAAUAUCCAACUCCUGCUGGAUCAAUUCAUUAUAUCUCGCUAUAUCUGAAUCAUAAUUCUUAUUCUCUCGUUUAACUUUUGUACUUCUUCGUGUGGUGGCCAUAUGACUAU
This is a messenger RNA of Spathaspora passalidarum NRRL Y-27907, 1749 nucleotides long. RefSeq names its product farnesyltranstransferase (gene BTS1). The transcript has a single exon. The record is from RefSeq and is a predicted model, not a curated record. Bases 15 to 1049 code for a protein of 344 amino acids. Lineage: Eukaryota; Fungi; Ascomycota; Pichiomycetes; Serinales; Debaryomycetaceae. Gene Ontology annotation, biological process: isoprenoid biosynthetic process. Gene Ontology annotation, molecular function: prenyltransferase activity.